This is a messenger RNA of Zonotrichia albicollis (white-throated sparrow), 1625 nucleotides long. Lineage: Eukaryota; Metazoa; Chordata; Aves; Passeriformes; Passerellidae. The record is from RefSeq and is a predicted model, not a curated record.
GAAUCAUCUACAGGCUGCAGGUCACAUCUGUGUUCUUAAAGAUGCUUUCAUGUAUGGAAGUGCAGCUGAAAUAGCAAACCUGACCUCCUCAGACAAGUUUGAUGCAGCCCUGGCCAUUCACCUCUAUAAAGGAGGCAGACUGCUGCAAGGGAGCAGAAUUCCCUUUGGGAUCAUCUUUGGUGGGACAGAUGUCAAUGAAGACGUGAAAUGCAAAGAGAAGCGCCAGGUGAUGGGAGCAGUGCUGGAGAGAGCCAGGUUUGCGGUGGCUUUCACGGUGGAAAUGAAGGAGCUGGCAGCAGCAGAGUGGCCAGAUGCUCGGAAGAAGAUUUAUGUCCAAAGCCAAGGAAUCAAGGCUACACCCAGUGAAACAUUUGAUUGGUACCAAUUUCUACAAAAUGCAGGCAUCCCUGCAGACUCGGGCCCUGUGCAUCUGUUCCUGCUGGUGUGUGGGCUGCGCAGAGUGAAGGACCCUCUGUACCUGGUGGAAGCUUUCUCAGAGUGGCACAGAAAGGAUCCCAGUGUCCAUCUGGGCAUAAUUGGACCUGCAGUUGAUCCACUGUUUACCAGUGAAGUUGAGGAGAGAGUUAAAAGGGCCCCCGGGGUGCGCGUGCUGCAGGAGCUGCCCCAGCCCGAGCUGCACGCUGCCCUGCGCUGCUGCCUGGCCCUGGUGAACAGCUCCAGCUCCGAGGGCAUGUCUGCUGCCAUCCUGGAGGCAAUGGAUUUAGAAGUUCCAGUGCUGGCCAGGAACAUUCCCGGGAAUGCAGCAAUAAUAAAGCACAAGGAAACGGGGCUGCUGUUUUCCACUCCCCAGGAGUUUGUUACGCUGUCCAAGAGUUUAAUGAGUGACCCCACUCUGGAAAAGGAAAUUGUGACCAGGGCCAAAGAGUACGUGGAGCAGCAUCACUCCUGGGAAGGGGAGAGGAAAACCUACCAGAGCCUUGUGCAGAGACUGCAGUGACCUGGCAGGGCCACAGCAGCCCAGCUCCCCUGAGCCUGCAUUCUGCCCCUGGCACAGGGCAGGAGCUUGGCCCCAGGUGCCAGAGCCGUGCCAGAGCUGCUUGGUUACAUAAACUACCUCUUGCUUUGCCAGUUCCUUUGGUACCUCUGUGAUUUGCUUAUUUAUUGAAAGAUUUAUGAGACCUGUACAAAGGGAUGGGCUUGGAGGUAUUUGCUGUGUGUUUUGGCACUGUUUGUUCUUAUUUGUGGCUUUUCAGGAUGCAUUUAUUCCAAUACAAUGCAGCAGCCUUGUCUGAAAGUGAGACUGAGCUCUGCCCAAAGCCCACACUGCUCAUCCCUGCCAGCCCAGGGACCAUGGACACACCUCUGAGUCUGUAAUUGUUCAUCAAAGGACUUGCAGCUAGAGGAAAAAACCCAAAAAACCAGCAACAACAACAAACAAACAAAAAAGAGGGGCAUAUUUGUAAUUUCUGGUUCUUGGGAACCUGUUUGCUUUGUAGGUCUUGAGCCUGCCCCAAGGAGAGCCUGUGAAAUGCUUUCUGUUGAUCCAGUGGCUGUUGUGUCAGACUUUCCUCUGUAAUAAUGAAGUUCACAGUGUGUUUUAAGCUUUCCUCUCUAUUUUUGAUGUUUUGCAAGGUUCUGGUACAGUAAACAAGAAAGCAGUUUGA